Molecule: messenger RNA, 907 nt
Organism: Trematosphaeria pertusa
Lineage: Eukaryota; Fungi; Ascomycota; Dothideomycetes; Pleosporales; Trematosphaeriaceae
Exons: 2
Coding region: 18-755 (245 amino acids)
Source: RefSeq, a predicted model, not a curated record
CCUCCAUCCCGCUCCGAAUGCCAUUGAGAUACAGACACCCCGGGGGAGCGUACGCCACACCUGCUCAACUUUUCCGGCCCUACUCCAGGAUACGAAACCCCGCAGGUAUCCGAGCUAGCGCUGCGGCAGCGGAGCCAUCACGACCAGAUAUUCAGCAGGAGCUCUCCGCGUACCUAUACCAAGCAUCUGCUGCCCGGCGUCACAAGACUGGCACUGGGAUUGGAAGAUUCGCCUCCACCUACCACCCACUAUCGAAUCGGCUUGAGCCCCACGCCAACAUGGCCUUCGUCCUACCCGGCCUGCGCCGCGGCAUCCUGCUGUCGACUCCUCUCAUCCUGGCAACGCCAACCCUGAUACAGGCGUACCGACGACCCAUCCUCUGCGAAGGACCCGACCCUUUAACUAAGAUUACUUCGGACUUGAAGAGCAAUUAUGCUGGUAACGCUCAAACACCCGUCGUCCAAACCUCUGGAGCACCAAAUCCACGCGCGAUACGACAAAUCAGUCUAGGUAGUAUUCUGGGGGUUCUGGCAGGCUUGAGUGUUAGCGUGUUCAGCAAGCCUCUAGCGGUUUUGAUAGGCUUGGGAAUUGUGUGUGUACAGUUCCUCGAAUCGCGCGGCAUCCAUGUUGUCCCAUAUUCGUUUCUGCAGCGGCGACUCAAAUCGACGAAUGUCCGGUCUUUGGUACGGGACAAUGUGGCGUUAAAGAUUUCCUUCGGACUGACGUUCGCGUUGGCUGCCUUUGCUGAAUUUUGAUUGGAAGUCGUCGCGAUGAGCAAGAGCAUGCUAGUAGUUGAAUCGAUGGGCAUGAUGCAUUAUCUGCGGCGCGUAUUGCAUCUGCAACUGCUUGCAGCUCUGCCAAAAGGUCUUGACAGCUUCCUUGAAGGCAGUGAAGCUCUUGGCAUUCC